Molecule: messenger RNA, 3265 nt
Organism: Ipomoea nil (Japanese morning glory)
Lineage: Eukaryota; Viridiplantae; Streptophyta; Magnoliopsida; Solanales; Convolvulaceae
Product: calcium-dependent protein kinase 24-like
Exons: 9
Coding region: 1175-2986 (603 amino acids)
Biological process (GO): intracellular signal transduction; peptidyl-serine phosphorylation; protein autophosphorylation
Cellular component (GO): nucleus; cytoplasm
Molecular function (GO): calcium/calmodulin-dependent protein kinase activity; ATP binding; calcium-dependent protein serine/threonine kinase activity
Source: RefSeq, a predicted model, not a curated record
AACUUUUAAUUUGAACUAAUGUGAUCCUCGGAUUGUUUUAAAUUUCAUCAAUUAAGUCCACUUGGCACUAUUAUGUCAAUCAUUCAUUAGUUGUCAUUAUUUGAGAGGGCAUUUUAGACUUUUCUCAUUAUCGCAUUUUAUCUCCUUCAACAGCAAGGAGACAUAGCCUCUUAGAUAUCUCUGAUGCUCAACUUCUCUAUCCCAAGCUUCGUAAAGCCCGUGUCAACCGCCAACUUUCGGUCGCCGCUGUACACCUGAAUGCACUCGCGCAAAUAUCUAGCAGAAAUCAUUUGCACGACAAUGCUCCAGAGGUCAUGGAAUGCGUCCAACGGCAUGAGGUCGAUUUCUUGGAAGCUACUCGUAGAUCAGUAGCUGUUGUUGCUCCUCUGGCUCUCCUUAAGCUCUAGCUCCUUGGUCAACGAGCUUUCUUCCUCAAAGUCAAAGCUCUUGAACUCUUGCUCUCCCAAGCUCAUCUUGUUGCUGCUAGUCUUGGGGCUGUAAGCGACUCUAGAAGAGGAAGAGCUUGACUAAAGUAGCAAUUCAUCUUCGAUUGGGCUGGUGUGAGCUAUGAGGAUGCUACAGAACUCGUCCUCAAGUCGAGCCAUGGCAAUCUGGAUUGCGUUGUUAGCCAUGCUCUAGUCAUCCGACAGUGAGGCCAACUCCAUAGAGUGUUGGAUUUCAUCGACGGCUUUAGUACAAGUCGAUCUCCUGUCUCCGCCGAAGAUCAUCUUCUCUCUAGCAUCUUUUGAUGUCGUGGAGUCCCACUAGAGAAUUAUCUGCUCAACCGAGUUAUACGCUACAACUUCGUUUUCAUAAUAAAUGAUGAAGGUGAUAUAAAAGAGAUUAUGCAACCCGUUUCACACAAAGGGUUGCCACGCCAUUAUUCAACUACUUCACCCAUUCUCAGGUCAAACGUUUGAAAUUUGCCGGAGUGUGUCUGGAUUGCUACUUUCUUGACGUUUUGUAGCUUACAUUUGGAGUUGAGUGGGUCGAACUUGUAACUUCUCAGCCUAAUUACUUAUAUUUUAGUUGCUGUUUCAAAACUCCAACAACCCUUUCUUGAGGAGAAAAAUAAAAUGGUUGAUGGUUAAGUUGAGUUGUGAUUUGUGAGUGAGAAGAGGGGCAGAGAGAUUUGGGAGAGAGAGAGAGAGAGGAGAAGAUUGAAUAAAUUUAGAUGGGAAACAUUUGUGUUCAAACUAAGAAUGGGGUAUUUCAUUCGCUGUUUUGGUGGUAUAGACCGGAAGGAGAGGUCAUGGUUACUAAGAACAAAAUAUCAAGUGGUGAUAAUACCCUUUCAGCUGCUAAAGAGAGGGAAGAUGCUGCCCUUCCAGCUCAGAAAAAGCCCCCAGAGGUGGUGAGGGUGGAGGAGAAAGAUCUUCGUAAGCCAGAUGUGAUUGUGAAGGAGGAGAAGAAAGGCGUUGAGACCACAAAACGGGAUGGUAUGUUUGAGAAAGGAAAUGCACAGCAGAUGGUAAGGCCUGGAGAACUUAUUUUGAAGACAGGAAAUGGCCCGAAACCACAUAGUGCCAAGAGAAUGCUCAGUGCUGGGCUUAAGGUUGAAUCUGUGUUGAGGACGAAAACCGGGCAUUUGAAAGAAUUUUAUAAUUUGGGAGAGAAAAUUGGAAAUGGCCAGUUCGGGACCACAUUUCUCUGCACUGAGAAAACAACAGGGAAGGAAUACGCUUGUAAAUCUAUUGCGAAAAGGAAAUUGUUUACUCUGGAAGAUGUGGAUGACGUGAGGAGAGAAAUCGAAAUCAUGCAUCGCUUGUCCGGGCAACCUAAUAUUAUUUCCAUUAAAGGCUCUUAUGAGGAUGCCGUGGCGGUUCAUGUUGUGAUGGAACUAUGCAAAGGGGGCGAGCUCUUUGAUAGGAUUGUCAAGAGGGGACAUUACUCAGAACGAAAGGCAGCUGAGCUCACUAGGACAAUAGUUGGUGUAAUCGAAGCUUGUCAUUCCUUGGGGGUCAUGCAUCGGGACCUUAAGCCAGAGAAUUUCCUCUUCGUCGAUGAAGAGGAAGAUUCACCAAUUAAGACUAUUGAUUUUGGACUAUCAACAUUCUUUAAGCCAGGGGAAACUUUCAAUGAAGUUGUUGGAAGUCCUUAUUAUGUUGCUCCCGAAGUACUGCAAAAACGUUAUAGUCAAAAGGCCGAUAUCUGGAGUGCAGGUGUAAUAGUUUACAUUCUUCUAAGCGGUGUGCCUCCAUUUUGCGGAGAAUCAGAGGAUGAAAUAUUUGAUGAGGUCUUGCAAGCUAAGAUCGAGUUCAAAUUGGACCCUUGGCCACAGAUCUCCGAUAGUGCUAAAGAUUUAGUAAGGCAAAUGCUCGUAAGAGACCCAAGAAAGCGGUUAACUGCUCAUGAAGUUCUCUGUCAUCCUUGGGUGCAAAUUAAUGGUGUGGCUCCUGAUAAUCCUCUUGGUUCGACGGUUUUAACUCGCUUAACACAGUUUUCUGCAAUGAACAAGCUUAAGAAAAUGGCUCUCAGAGUUAUUGCAGAAAAUAUUCCGGAAGAGGAAAUUGGAGGUUUAAAAGAAAUGUUUAGAACAAUAGACACAAAUGACAGUGGCGAUAUAACAUUUGAAGAACUGAAGGCUGGGCUGAAGAGAUCUGGUGCUGAUCUUAAUGAGUCUCAGAUACAGGACUUGAUGAAGUCUACGGACGUAAGCAAUAGUGGCAGUAUCGACUACGUGGAGUUUGUAGCAGCAAUGUUGAACUCGAACAAGAUAGACUUGGAAGAUCAUUUGUACACAGCUUUUUCAUACUUUGACAAAGAUGGGAGUGGGUACAUUACAGCAGACGAGAUUCAGAGGGCAUGUGAUGACUUCGGUUUACAAGAUGUCCACUUGGAAGAAAUGAUUCGGGAGGCUGAUCAGAACGAUGAUGGGCUGAUUGAUUACAACGAGUUUGUGGCGAUGAUGCGUGGAAAGAAGCAAUUGCCGGAUAAUUUCAACAUCGCCACCGGCUAUCGGCCGGAGGCAAUGGAGGUUUGCUGACAUCCUUUCUUCUUCUCUCUGCAAAUCUUCCCAUGAUCUUGGAAUGUAUAUACAUAGAUUUAGUAAUGUGUGUGUCACGUUAAAAGAAAAGAAAAAAAAUGUUAGAUUAGGUCUUUUCCGAGUAAGAAUUAAACUUUAUUAACGUGACUUGAGUCAAAUCCGAAUUAAUUUUAUAGUAGUAGUGAUAUUGGAUUCUUGCUUUGUGUAAGGAAAAAAAAAGGUGUUGUAGGUAUAGACAUUAGCUAAUACCAGCAGCUUGGUAGAAACAUAUUUCGCUUA